GCUACCUAUGAGCAUGCUUUAUUUCAUACAGAAUAUAGGAACCCUGUAACUUUACCAACAACACACUUUCAAAAGCGAAAAGUUUAAUGAAAGCGAAUUACGGAUAACCGUUAAUGGAACCGCUUGUCAAAUUUUCUAGUUCAUAUUUUUAUGUACACAAACCAUGAGAAUAAAUGUACUAUAAAUAAUUGAAUAAAUAAAACUUAGCGAGUGUUAUAAAGUAUUGGAAAUGAAUAUCAGUACAACGUUGGACAUUUUUGAUUGUGGCUAUGCCAGUCUUUCUUGCUUUUCACCGGAAAUUCCUAUAACUAACUUUGGUGUCGGAGUUCCUUGGCCGGAAGAAGCGUCAGGAGCUGUUGUAACCGAUAUGAUUGAUGUUUUCCGAAAAUGUUCAAAUAUUUAUGAAUUAAGCACCGAUCAACGAAUAGAGAAAUCACAAUGGAUUUGUGAUUACUCUGACGAUAUAUAUCAAACAUUGCGCGAAACGGAGUUAUGUCGAAUUGUUUUGGGGUUCCACUCAGAACAGAGUGUUUUUCGUCCUUCUAUGCUGCGUCUAUUGAAGGUUGCUGCGGAAAUGCAUAGACUUUCACGAACAACUUUACAUUUAGCGCUAUAUUUGUUAGACGGAUUUAUGGAUAAUUAUACUAUUCGCACAGAAAAAUUAAAUCUAGCUGCAUUAACUUGUUUAAUAAUAGCUGCUAAAAUUGAAGAAGCUGACAUUAACGCGCCAAAAUUUGUCGAUCUAAACAAGUUGGUGGGCGAUUUUUAUACUCUGGACGAUUUCCGGAAAGCUGAAAUGAAGGUUUUAAUGCUGUUCCAUUUUGAUUUGAUUCGACCCACUGUAGCUACUUUUGCCGAAUAUUUUGCCAACAAUGUAAUAACUCUGCACGAUUUCCAAAUGUAUUUACAAAAUUGGCAUGCCUAUUCGUAUGGAUAUCGGUGCGGUCAAACGACUGAUAUAGUGUCGCCGUUUUAUAGAACCUACGACGAAAUGGCUACCGCCUUAAGCAAAUUAUUGUUCGAACUGGUGGAUGAAUCUUUAAGUUAUGUUAAAUUCGCCAAUGCCCGUCCUUCAGUUGUUGCGGCAUCUUGCAUUGCCGCUGUGCGACAUCUCUCAUUUGUCCGACCUACUUGGACACCCUAUCUAGAAAAAAUUACCGAAUAUAGUUCAGAAGUGGUAACACCUUAUAUGGAAGCAAUUAUUGCAUUGCAUAAUUUACAUCUGAGUAAAAUACAAGCAAUGCUGUAUGCUGCAGCUAAAUUUUCAACUAACGAGGGAAAUCUUUGCGAUAGUCCGGAAUCUGGUUUUGUAUCUGUAUGCGAUACAAAAUCUGAGUUAUCUGACGAGGAAGAUAAACAAAAAGAGAAGCAGACUUCAUUAAUACUGGGAAAGAGAACACACUCCGCAGUACUUCAAGAGGAUAGUACUGAAGAACAAUAUGAUAAUACAAGUUUAAGCACUGAAUGUCCAAUGGCAAAACGCAGGAGAAUAAUAGUAACAAGCCCGGGUGAAAUUAUUUAGUUUUAAACUAUGAGGUUGUGACCCUCAGUAAAAAGUUUUUGUUGAAGUCUUAAUCCUUUUUCAGUUUUCUUAAAUGAUUUUUCUUUUUCACAUUGAAUAUUUUUGUUGUGUUAAUAAAUAUAUUAUUACAUGUGUACACUUGUAUUAUAUAUAUCUAUAUCGAUAUAUACCGCGUAAUUACUUGGCCGUUACUGCUAUAAGGAGUAUAGACCAGUAAAAAAUUAUAUUAGAUUAUAGUAUUAGAAAUAAAUAUACUGAUAAAAAUUCACUGUUGCUUCCAUGAUUCAGUGGUAUUAAAAUUGGGAUCUGAAGCAUUUAAUUACCAUAUGAAGAAGACACCCACAGCACUUAAUUUUUUCCUAAGGCAUCCAGGAGAAGAUCCAGAAGUGUGCUUUCGCAAACAAUAUAUAUCCAGAAAUACACUUUGUGGUAUUAUAAUCUUCCGUCAAGAGGCAAGCGUAUUCUUAGAAUAUUAUUUUUUCAUAUUCGUCUCGCAAUGACACAAAUCUAAGUACUUGGUCAACAGUUUAAAUAAUUCGGAAUCGUUAACUUGUGUCUAUAUAAAUUGGAUUUUAUUUAGUAUAUCUCAUAUUUUGGGUUGAUUGGGUAAUCCUAACAACUGAAUUAAUUUCCUUUUUCCAUACGACACUUCCGUUAAAAUGGUAUUAUUGAAGUAAAAAGAAAAAUAUUUAUUAUAGAUUGGCUGUUUUUAAAUAAAAACUUAUUUUACCUAUGAAUAUUUAGGAAAUUUCUGUUGUGGACAGCUUGCAGUUUGUUUCGUAUCUACAUAUAUAUAUGUAAAUAUAUAAGCAACAAAAUAUAUUCAUAAAAGAAUUCUUUUAAAUAUUU
Messenger RNA from Ceratitis capitata (Mediterranean fruit fly), 2371 nucleotides. RefSeq names its product cyclin-J (gene CycJ). The transcript is spliced from 4 exons. Bases 230 to 1522 code for a protein of 430 amino acids. Gene Ontology annotation, biological process: regulation of cyclin-dependent protein serine/threonine kinase activity; mitotic cell cycle phase transition. The record is from RefSeq and is a predicted model, not a curated record. Gene Ontology annotation, cellular component: centrosome; cyclin-dependent protein kinase holoenzyme complex; nucleus. Gene Ontology annotation, molecular function: cyclin-dependent protein serine/threonine kinase regulator activity. Lineage: Eukaryota; Metazoa; Arthropoda; Insecta; Diptera; Tephritidae.